AAACUAUCUGCAUUUGAAGCAAGGAGCUGUGACAGGCUCGGACUCGCUCCUGCUGAAGAAUUAAAAACCCCAGGAAAGGAAUUAAGAAAUCCAGGAAGGUGUCCAUGAUCCACAAUGGCUCUCAAUAUAGCAGGUCUGAUAAUGAUGGUUGUGUUCUACUUGCUGGUGUUGGGAACCGGCAUCUGGGCAUCUGUAAAAGCUAAGGUGAAGGUGAAAAACACAAACAGUAGUCGUGUAGAAGUUUCCUUUUUGGCUAACCGGAGUGUCAGCUUAGUACUGGGAGUAUUUACAAUGACAGGUGAGUUGAGGGGAACUAGACUGAAUAUUCCAAGCUCCAUAGUGGUUGCAGGACUUGUGGGAACAUCCCUCACCUAUCUGGACGGUGGCAUCUUGGUGUUCUGGAUCCUGGGCUCAGACCUGACCUACACCAUUGUAUUCCCGCAACUGAUCUGCGUCCUCUUCAUCAAGGUUUCCAACGGUUACGGGGCGAUUACAGGCUUCCUUGUCGCCGUGGUGACGAGACUGUUGUGUGGAGAGCCGUUGUUAAGCCUUCCUGUGAUCCUGCAUUUCCCAGGAUGCACUUUAGAGGACGGCGUUUAUAUUCAGCGCUCUCCUGUCAAGACCAUUUGCAUGUUGUGUGCUCUGGUCUCCAUUCUGAUGUCUUCAUAUGUGGCCUCACUCUUUUUUAACAGGGGGAUCCUUCCUAAGAGGAUGGAUGUGUUCAAAGUGAAAUCACAAGGAGCACUAACAUCAGCAGAUGGCGCCAGACAGGGUGACAGUGAUGAGAAUGAUGAAAAUGAUACAUUUGUAUAAGUUAUAUAAUAUAAUAGUACGUUUUUUUUUUUUUUACAUAGUAUGUCUUUAUAAGGACUGAUUUGUCAUUGUUGGUUAUUGCACAUUAUUAUUAUUAUUAUUAUGGAAGGAAAUCAUUUUUGGUUCGGGAUUAUUUGUUGGGCUAUUGUGACAGGCUCCUGCUGGUGGUGUUGCUUCCAUUUUUAGGUCAUAUAGAUUACAUUGUAAAUGGCUGUCCUGUGUAGUCUCAUUCCUGUUUGUCAAGGGGAUCCUUCGUGAGAGGCUGGAUAAGUUUAAGGUGAAAUCCCAGGAACCACCACAACACUUGCCUCUGCACCAAUGCUCGAUACAAGAUGCUACAUUUUGAAGGCCUAUGCUUUUUGUGCUUUCAUAUAACUGGUUUGGUGUGAUGGCAAAGGAUAUAUUGCAAUUAUUGCUUUACUUACUAUAAAAGAAUGAAUAAACAUGUCAUAAUUAAAGAGCUCCCCUUUCCAAACUACCUCAAAUCUGACAUUUAACAAGUGCCUCAACAUUACCAUCUAUUCUGUUAGGCUAAUCCUAACAACGGGAGACAAUGGUGAGCUGUGAAAUCGCCUCUGAAAGCAUGACAAACUUUUCAUACUGCAUUUCAGCCAACUUUGCUGCAUUAUCUUAUUUUUAAUUUGAUUAGUGGUGAGAAUUAUGGAUUGGACCGAUUAAAAAUGUGGUAACUGUUCUGCUUAUCAAGACACACAAAGCUAAAACCCAAUCAGUUAGAAAGUAAAUGUGUAAAAUGCUGGAUUACCUUAGCAUAAAGACUGAACCUCCUUUCUGACAUUCACCUAAUUCUUGUGUGAGCCUUAGUUGGCCUUCAGACUUCUUGCCUUUGGGGAUGUCAAAUGAUGCAA
Messenger RNA from Sander lucioperca (pikeperch), 1679 nucleotides. Its product is annotated as high-affinity choline transporter 1-like. The coding region runs from base 115 to 813 and encodes 232 amino acids. Gene Ontology annotation, cellular component: plasma membrane. The record is from RefSeq and is a predicted model, not a curated record. Gene Ontology annotation, biological process: acetylcholine biosynthetic process; choline transport. The transcript has 3 exons. NCBI's taxonomy places the organism in Eukaryota, Metazoa, Chordata, Actinopteri, Perciformes, Percidae. Gene Ontology annotation, molecular function: choline:sodium symporter activity.